This is a messenger RNA of Aricia agestis (brown argus), 2003 nucleotides long. Its product is annotated as nose resistant to fluoxetine protein 6-like. Bases 55 to 1821 code for a protein of 588 amino acids. The record is from RefSeq and is a predicted model, not a curated record. Lineage: Eukaryota; Metazoa; Arthropoda; Insecta; Lepidoptera; Lycaenidae. The transcript is spliced from 12 exons. Gene Ontology annotation, molecular function: acyltransferase activity, transferring groups other than amino-acyl groups.
GUAGCGACGGCAGCCGCGGACAUAUACAAUCUUACCGAUGCAGAAUACUACUCCAUGCCGCGUCUGUUCUCGCUGGAGGAGCAGCCGGGCUGCCUGGCCACCGCCGGCGUCUACUGCCUCGGCAGCUUCGAGCUCACCGCGCCACACCACAAUCCGCUCUACCGGAGACUGCAGGAGUACUCAUCCGAUUGGGUGCAACACUUCAACCACACGCGGCUGCAUCGCGGCGUCUGCCUCAGCCGCAGCUGCCCCCCCGCGCCCCCCGCACCGCUCACACCGCACGCUAUACACGCCUGGUUUGCGUCAUGCGUGAACGCAAGCACCAUGGCCGAGUACAACCUGUCCGCGCGCCUCUACCACGUGGACUACUGCUCGCAGGGCGAAGCCCCUGCCGCGCCACCUGGCUCCCAAGGGCUGGCCGUGGUAGUGGCUCUAAUCCUGAUUCUGGCCACUGUCAGUACUGUGCUGGAUCUGACCCUCGCUGAGGAUACGAAAAAGGGACAAGGCUGGGCGCUCUCCUGGUCGGUGCCCCGGUCAUGGCGGUCGCUGACGGCACCCCAGGGCUCCGAAACCGACCUCCACUUCCUCGACGGCCUCCGCUUUUUCUGUAUGCUGUGCAUCAUCAUCGAGCACGUGGGCUGGCUCGCCACGCUGUCCUAUAUAUCGGAUACUAAGUUCUACGAGCAAAAGCGGAGGUCAGGCGACGUGCUGCUGCUCACCAACAGCACGCUGGUGGUGCAGGUGUUCUUUAUCAUGAGCUCCUACCUCAUGGCACGAAAGGUGCUACAGGAGGACCAGCCACCCGUCACCACCUUCUUCAAGACCAUGCUCAAUAGAUUCAUCAGACUGAGCCCGAGUUACUUCCUCGUCAUCUGGUUCGCGGCAUCCUGGUGGGAGCUGGGUGGAUCUGGUCCUCUAUGGCAGCCGCUCGUGGCUUCAGAGGCUGCCGUCUGCCGCCGCACGUGGUGGAUGUACCCGCUCUACAUCAACAACUUCAACUUUGGUGACAAGUGCCUUAUACAGACUUGGUACCUGGCAGCGGACAUGCAGCUGUACGCGGCAGGUCUGCUGCUGACGCUGCUGCUGCGCGGCCGCCGCGCUGUGCCGGUGCUGCUGGCGCUGCUGGGAGUGUCAGCGCUGGUGCCGUUCGCCAUCGCCUACACCUAUAACCUCAUGCCUACUUAUGUGCUGCACAGGCCUGAGGCGGUGCGUGUACAAUACAGCGGGGAUGCCUCCUUCAACUGGCUGUACCAGUCGCCCCUGGGCAACGCCGUCGCCAUGCUCACGGGGCUGCUGAUCGCACAUGGACAGCAUGCGAUGAGGGGCUCACAUAUCGACCUGGCGAGGAAUAAGAUAUUCAGCUGGGUGUCAGUAGUGGCGAUCCCAAUGAUCGUGGUGUGGGCUGCGCUGUCACCCCGGCUGCUGGCGCCCGGCCCACCGCCGCGGCUAGGAGCCGCGCUGCUCGCGGCCUUCGAGCGACCAGUCUUCGGAGCAUUAGCUGCACUCGGCAUGUUCGGCGCGAUACAGGGGGUCGAUUCGGCCAUCCGUCGCGUGCUGUCGGGCGGUGCGGUGCUGGCGCGGCUGUCAUUCGGCGCGCUGCUGCUGCACGUGCCCAUCAACAAGGCCAUGCUGGGCGCCAGCCUGCGACCCGCGCAGAUAGAUCGCUUCCAGUUCUUCGUGGAAUUCUUCGGCGUGUCAGCCAUGUCGUACACUCUAGCGGUGCCGCUGGCGCUGCUGGUGGAGCUGCCGGCCCAGCGGCUGUAUCGCGAGCUCACCACGAGGCCCAAAGCACCGACGGCUGAGAAGGAGGCCGUCAAGUAGUUUGCUGCUAGACUGUUCUAGUAAUUGAUUCAUAGGCAGAUGUAUGUUGAUAUACUUGGUGUCUGAUGUUUUCUGAGAAAAUCAUAGGGAGCUGGCGGAGCGGAUACGUGAUUUGGUCGGGUUAUAUACUGUCAUAACAUAGUCCGCUCAGCUGGAUUUGAUUCGGUGACAAUAUCAGCAGG